Messenger RNA from Blastocystis hominis, 2610 nucleotides. RefSeq lists its product as hypothetical. NCBI's taxonomy places the organism in Eukaryota, Bigyra, Opalinata, Blastocystidae. The coding region runs from base 1 to 2610 and encodes 869 amino acids. Gene Ontology annotation, molecular function: DNA binding; DNA-directed DNA polymerase activity; nucleotide binding. Gene Ontology annotation, biological process: DNA replication. The record is from RefSeq and is a predicted model, not a curated record. The transcript has a single exon.
AUGGAGUAUCUCACACAAUUGCAAGGGAGUGUGAAAACAUAUCUCUUCGAUGAAUUGCCAUUGGAGAGCACAUCGAAGGUCGAGAAGGACUUUCGUUCAGCAACCGUGUGUCCCUUCUGUCGCAAGAAACUGGAGGAUGACAAGGUUAGACAUCAUGCACAUGUGGCAGGUGAAUAUACCACAGGAAAGGGAGAAGUACGCCAUUUCGAAGCUGGACAGUACAUCUGCACCUGUUGCACCAAGUGUAACCUACAACUCUCAUUCAACAAGAAGAACUAUCGUCUGCCAGUUUACUUCCACAAUGGAUCGCACUACGACUUCACAUUCAUCAUGAAGCUCAUCGCGACGAUGCCUGGCGGGAAUCUCGAAGUCAUUCCAACCACCGAGGACAAGGAAAUGCAGAUCGAAUACAAUGGCAUUCAAUUCAAGGACUCGUUGAAGCUCAUCAGCAGUCCACUGCGUUCCAUUGUGGCACAGACACUUGGAGGUAACUUGGACCUCUAUGUGCACACCAAACAACAACUACGCAAGUAUUGCGAGUCUCGAGGCAAGCAAUGGAAUGAUGAAUACAUCGAUUUGUUGACACGGAAGGAACCAAUGUUCUACAGUCUCAUCAAAUCAUACGAGACAUUGAACAAUACCGUCAUUCCUUCUCGCGAGCAAUGCAUUGAUGAUAUGAAGGGAGAAAUGAUGCCUCAAGACGAGUAUGAUCACAUGGUGAAGCUGUGGAAGACCUUCGAUAUCAAGACAUGGGGUGAAUACUACGAAUUGUACAAUGUACUCGAUGUGACUCUCAUGGCUGAUGCAUUCGAACACUUCCGAAACACCACACUGAAUGCAUUCGGUGUUGAUCCAAUGCACUACAUCACAGCACCGCAAAUGGCAUAUUCGCUAUUCUUGAAGGUCACAAUGGAGGGCGAUCAUAGUGAGAGUAGCCUUAUGACCCUCGCAAGGAAAUGGGCUCAGUACAUCAUGCGCAUCAACGCGAAUGAGGGUCUCGCCGAGAAACAACUGGUGAAAGUGUUCUUGAAUCGCAUGGGUGAAUUCUAUGAAAGCAAGGGCAUUCGAUUGAUGGAGACAAAUGAUAUCGAUGACUUCAUGCGAUUGUUGAAGAACCUGCGAGGAGGUAUCACACAGAUCGUGAAACGACAUGCCAAGGUCAACAUUGACAACAAGGAGCAAGCAACGUCGUCCCAAGGCAUCUACUACCUGGACGCCAACAACCUGUACGGUGGAGCCAUGCAUCGAAUGAUGCCUUACGAGUUGGUGGGUGUACCUGAGCGACGAGAAGUGAUGGAGAAGAUCAAUCGUGACCCGAAUGGGUGGGUUCAAUCACUCAAGACGUUCGGUAAGUAUGGAUUCUUCAUCGAGUGUGACAUCGAGGCACCAGUGGAACUCCACGACAAGUUCAAUGACUUGCCAUUCUUUCCCGUACAGAAGGCGGGCAUGUACUCUGAUGGAAUCAAGAAGUACGCUGAGAAGAACGACAUUGUGGACAAAGUGAAAGAGGUGAAUACACCGAAGCUCAUCUGCGAUCUUGUACCUCGUCAAAAGUAUCUCGUGCAUUACUCUCUGUUGCAACUGGACAUUCAACAGGGAUAUCGUGUCACGCACAUUCACCACAUCAUUCGAUUCAAGCAGGCACCGUUCAUCUUCGAAUAUGUGAACAUGCUGAGUGAGAAACGAGCGAAGUCCAAGACCACUGUGGAGAAGAACCUGUACAAGCUGUUGGCAAACUCCACCUAUGGCAAAUUCGUGGAGACUGGGUUGAAACGGAUAGAAAGUGACAGUGUCGCUAACACAUGGAAUGAACGUGAGGCAAUCAUGCAGAAGCAUGGGUAUGACAUAAUCGCCGGGACUACCAUGUAUUCCGAGAAUCUUAUCGGUAUCAAGCUGAAUACACCGGUGCGCAGGGUGGAGAAGCCAUUCUUUAUCGGGUUUGCCAUUCUGGACAUGUCCAAGCACAUCAUCUACGAUUUCUACUACAAUGUGCUCAAGAACACAUUCGAUAACGUGGAGCUGUUGGGACAAGACACGGACUCGCUCAUCGUGCAACUGCACGAUCGCGCUAACAUCGUUCACAAGAUGUGCGACAUGUACAAAUCGUUCGACUUCUCGGAAUUGGAUAACACGAGCUACUUCUAUGGUGAACUCGUGAACUAUUACGAGCAUGAAGUGGACAAGAGCAAGUUCCCUUCAUUGGACUCGUUCCUCAACUUCAACAAGAAGUUGCCUGGUCCGAUCUUCAAGGACGAGCACAACGGACAUCGCAUCACGGAGUUCGUGGGACUUAGACCGAAGAUGUACUGCUUGGUUGAUGAGAAGCAUGUGAUACACAACGCAGCAAAGGGAGUUCCUCGCAACGUGGUGAUCGAUGGUGAGAGGAUGAGUGUGAAGAACAUCGACUUGUACAAGCGUGUCCUUGAGGCAGAGAAGAAGGAAGAUGCAGUGAUCGAAGGCAGCUUCAAGCGCAUCAACAACCAGGCCUUCGAUAUCAGCACGAAGGAACAGACCAAGACCCUUAUGACGUGCACGGAUAACAAACGAUGGAUCUUGGACGACAACAUACACACACUUGCGUUUGGACAUUACCGAUUGAAGGACAUGUAA